Molecule: messenger RNA, 1409 nt
Organism: Ipomoea nil (Japanese morning glory)
Lineage: Eukaryota; Viridiplantae; Streptophyta; Magnoliopsida; Solanales; Convolvulaceae
Product: ELMO domain-containing protein A-like
Exons: 10
Coding region: 455-1252 (265 amino acids)
Source: RefSeq, a predicted model, not a curated record
UCUCUAUCUCUCCAACAACGGCGAAGACGGCUGCCGUUCUCUGCUUCUCAACAAAGUCUAUCAGAGAGCAUAACAUUAGCCAUCAUUAGCACUAUACCAUAACUCUCCGCUUUCGUCAUACUCAUUUCGUCCUAGAAGUUUAAGCAACACUGGAAAAUGAAAAUCUAGAGAGAGAAAUUCGCCGACCUAUACAUUCACAAAGCUCUGUAUAUAUAUGUCCAUCAGCUCCUAUACAUUCAAACAAACAUACAUUUAUGAGCACAGGUACGCAGCAUAUAUGGCUUUUGUGCUCGCGUAGCAGAUCUCGAGAAUAUUUAGAAGCGAAGCAAGUAGCGGAGGGAGGAUUUUAUCGUCCCGUUCGUGAAUCCGCGUUUGCCGCAUUUCAGGUUUGUUCGCACUGGUUGGAUUUUGAUUCGGUUUUCAUGGUGCUGAGGAAUUCGACAGAGUGAGGUUAAUGGACGAAAGAGGAGGAUCGUUUGUGGCCGUGAGAAGAAUAUCGCAAGGCCUAGACGGAAGCAAUACCUGCCAUUCAACCUCUGAGGUUGUAGCAGGAUCAGCAGCAUGGCUUGGCAGAGGGCUUUCAUGUGUUUGUGCUCAAAGAAGAGUGGGUGAUGCUCGGCUUAUAUUUGAUUUGACACCUACCCAGAAGGAAUGCUUGCAGAGGCUUCAUAACCGUAUAGAUAUUGCUUAUGAUAGUUCAAUUCAUGAACAUCAGGAAGCUUUAAUGGAUUUGUGGAAUGCUGCCUUUCCUGGUGAGGAACUGUGUGGCCUGAUAUCUGAACAGUGGAAGGAAAUGGGUUGGCAAGGCAAAGAUCCAUCCACUGACUUCAGGGGUUGUGGACUUUUAUCGCUGGAAAACUUAUUAUAUUUUGCUAGGAGCUUUCCUAAAUCCUUCCAGGAUCUUCUACAUAAGCUAGAAGGUAAUCGGGCCAUAUGGGAAUACCCAUUUGCUGUUGCUGGUGUCAACAUAACAUUUAUGCUUAUCCAGAUGCUUGACCUUGAAUCAAUAAAACCACGAAACUUGGUAGGGGCUACCUUCUUGAAGUUUCUUGCAGAAAAUGAAUCAGCAUUUGAUCUUCUGUAUUGCAUUGCGUUCAAGCUGAUGGAUCAACAGUGGCUUGCCAUGCGUGCAUCAUAUAUGGACUUCAAUACAGUUAUAAAGGCUACACGCCGGCAAUUGGAAAAGGAGAUUCUCCUAGAAGAUGUAUCACGGCUGGAAGAUUUGCCCUCAUACAACCUUCUUAGUCGAUAGGUAAACUCCGAUUUGAUUCUUGAAGGAAAACAGGUGUAGGUAACCUAUUAUUCAAUUAUCGGCUACUGAGUGAGUGUUGUAUACAACCUUGAAACUUGAAAUAUAGGUUGGAAGACCAUUGCACCAAUUUCCUUCUCUGCGCUCUCCACUGGAUCAC